Messenger RNA from Puntigrus tetrazona (Sumatra barb), 903 nucleotides. RefSeq names its product apolipoprotein C-II (gene apoc2). The transcript has 4 exons. Gene Ontology annotation, molecular function: enzyme activator activity. Bases 141 to 443 code for a protein of 100 amino acids. The record is from RefSeq and is a predicted model, not a curated record. Gene Ontology annotation, biological process: lipid transport; lipid metabolic process. Gene Ontology annotation, cellular component: chylomicron. Lineage: Eukaryota; Metazoa; Chordata; Actinopteri; Cypriniformes; Cyprinidae.
AUAACAUUUAUCUGAGUAGUUGCACUUUGGCACUUGAGUUAUCAGGUCAUCUGUACCCAUAUAUAAGAUAGGCCAAAGAGUUUUUGCCGCUAACCCAUCUGACACACUUUCCGCAGAGGAGACACUAGAUCCCUGCCAUUAUGAACAAGCUGCUGGUUAUCACCGUCGUCAUCACUUUCCUUGCUCUGGGAGCGGAGAGCUUCCGUGUGCCCAGGCAAGCUGAAGAUGAGAAGGGAACCGUUGCCACUGUAGUGGACACACUUAGGUCCUACUACGACCAGAGCGUUGACACUGCCAGCGGCUACGUUGAAACCAUCAAGGGCUACAAGCUGGAUGAGAAAGCCAAGAACCUGUACGAGGACACAGUUCGUGCUGUCAGCACCUACGCCGGCAUCUUCAACGACCAGCUAUACCACAUUUUGUACCCUCAAGACAGCUCUUAAAUCACAUUGUAUCACACAUCAACAAAACUCCAUCUCUUUCUGGUCCUGAGUCCAUCAUCACGCUGGAACUACAAUCACAUGCAUCUCAGAAAAAGAUGGCACUGAGCUGAAAAUAUGACUGUUGAACUCCAAAGGCCUGUUACCUUCGCCCUGUCAAAAAUACUGCAAAAGCACGAGCACCCUGACACACAUCAGUGGAUAAUUAUGAUGUGAAGUUCUGUGGUAAAAUCGGGUAUAAUGCUCAACCACAAUCUGUUUUUGGAUGAAGAUCAGAGACUCUUUGCUGCUGACUGUUACCUGGCGCCCUCUAUCGUACAUCCAGGUUAAAAAAGAAUCAUCGACCGUUUCAUUGUGGUUUAUCUGUACAGAUGAAAAAAAAUCCUUGUAUUAUAUCAACAUUUAGUGGUUCUUUGUCCAUGAGCAUUAACAAAUAGCAAUAAAACUCCACAUUUGUAGAAAA